GUGUUCAUGUUUUUGCAUUUUUAUCUUCUCUGUGAUAUUUCACUACAGUCUGAACAAGCAUCUGAGGCUGAAAUACACCCCCAGCUGAACAGAGCCCCCUCUCAAGCUGCAGACAGUAGUCCAACAAAGAAGGACAUACCAUAUUCUCAGCCUCCAUCAAAGCCCAUCCGAAGGAAAUUCCGACCUGAAAACCCAGCUCCAGAAAACCAAGAGCCUUCUAGCACUGUUGGCGGGCCAGCGUCGGCAGCGACCGGGAAACCCCACACGGCAGUUCAGAAACAGUCUUCCAAACAGAAGAAGGCUAUUCAAACUGCUAUCCGCAAAAAUAAAGAGGCAAAUGCAGUGCUGGCCCGGCUGAACAGUGAACUUCAACAGCAGCUCAAGGAGGUUCAUCAAGAACGGAUUGCAUUGGAAAACCAAUUGGAACAACUUCGUCCAGUCACUGUGUUGUAACCCCCAAGACUCAAGUAACAGUGGGUGACUUUUUCUGCCAAGAUCUUUUCUUUGAAUGUUUCAACCCAACUACUUGUCAUAGAUGUCCAGGACUGUGAAGAGCUGCGAGCAGCGGA
Odobenus rosmarus divergens (Pacific walrus) is the source of this 569-nucleotide messenger RNA. Its product is annotated as ralBP1-associated Eps domain-containing protein 2-like. The transcript has 4 exons. NCBI's taxonomy places the organism in Eukaryota, Metazoa, Chordata, Mammalia, Carnivora, Odobenidae. The annotation marks the transcript as partial. The record is from RefSeq and is a predicted model, not a curated record.